Messenger RNA from Tachysurus vachellii, 1223 nucleotides. It is a transcript of the gene spic, whose product is annotated as Spi-C transcription factor (Spi-1/PU.1 related). Gene Ontology annotation, molecular function: sequence-specific DNA binding; DNA-binding transcription factor activity, RNA polymerase II-specific. Gene Ontology annotation, cellular component: nucleus. The record is from RefSeq and is a predicted model, not a curated record. NCBI's taxonomy places the organism in Eukaryota, Metazoa, Chordata, Actinopteri, Siluriformes, Bagridae. The transcript is spliced from 5 exons. Bases 81 to 869 code for a protein of 262 amino acids. Gene Ontology annotation, biological process: regulation of transcription by RNA polymerase II; cell differentiation.
GAGAAUAAUUGCAGAAGAGUGAAAACGUUACCUGCUGGAGCUCACCUGGUUUGAAGACUCCGAGCACAGCUAGUGGAACGAUGGGAUCUCUGGAUAAUGACAUCAAUCAGGAUUUUCAGGAUGCCAUCGAUGUGAUGCAGCGACAUUCAGAAAUAUUCUACUAUGAUUCAGACAGUAAAUACACCGACAACCUCAGGAGUCCUGAUUCUUCGGUGCAAUACUCAGUGUCUUGUUACCGCUACAUGCCUCACUCAGCAGGAUCGUCUGCUGCAUACGACUGGGGUGACGCUCCAUCGUGGUCUCAUAUAAUACCAGAGGCGUCUCCGUGGGGAUCAGCUGAACCUUCGGUGCUUUACCCGAUGAUACCUGAACGGCUCCGAAAAGGCCGUAAGAAGCUGCGUCUGUAUGAAUACCUUCACGAAGCACUGCACGAUGCCAGCAUGGUCGACUCCAUCCAGUGGACGGACCGCGGCACCGGGACAUUCCACUUCAUCUCCAAAAACAAAGAAAAGCUAGCUGAAUGCUGGGGCCAGCGCAAGGGCAACCGCAAAGCCAUGACCUACCAGAAAAUGGCCCGGGCGCUACGCAACUACAGUCGCACGGGCGAGAUCGUGAAAGUGCGCCGCAAGCUCACCUACCAGUUUAACCCGAUGAUCCUGCAGAGACUGGAGACCAUGAGCCCAUCAGUUCCUUCAACACAAGAGCUCAUUCCUCACCACCAAAUCCCUACUGAACAGGGCUACUACUGCUCAUCUGGAGCUGACUGGCACAGCUGGUACACACAGUGCCCUUACCCCGGAGAGUACAACUUCACGUCUGCACUGACAUCAUCAGAAACCCUGAAAACACACGAUCCGACUCAGGGAUGAGAAAACUGUAAGACGUUCCUGUUCCUGACACCGCACACCUGCCUGCAAACUCAGAGGGCAUUAAACGCUAUGCAGGAAACCUGACUGAAACAAGUUCUGUUGUCUUAUAAUGCUGAACAGCACAGGGAUGGACUAGCAAAACAUGAACGCAUCCUAGGGCUAGAAAAAAAUACUUAAAAAAAGGUUUAUUAUUUGUUAUUGUGUACUUGAUUAUAUCUGUACGUUCCUAUUCAUUUUAUUUCACCAAAAACCUGUGGGAAAAAAACAUGAAGUAAAUAUUAGUUUCUAAUGAACAUGAAUGUGAAUGUGCUUUAUUUUAUUUUUGUAAACAUUCAAAUAAAAAUGUAUCUAACA